Molecule: messenger RNA, 873 nt
Organism: Drosophila gunungcola (fruit fly)
Lineage: Eukaryota; Metazoa; Arthropoda; Insecta; Diptera; Drosophilidae
Gene: Obp83a
Product: general odorant-binding protein 83a
Exons: 5
Coding region: 279-743 (154 amino acids)
Biological process (GO): sensory perception of smell
Molecular function (GO): odorant binding
Source: RefSeq, a predicted model, not a curated record
UGUGGUCUUGUGAACUUGGCCAAAAUCAAUAUAAAAGCCAAACGCUGCAAACGGCAAUAAAGCAAAUUCAAUUGUGACUGCGGUUGUCAAACAAUUUUAGUGUGGCCUGUGUGUGCAGUAUCGAAUUUUUGCCAUAACUACUCCUGCUAAAAGCGAACGGACUUGUUUUUGUUUUAUUCAGAAUUCGCAAACAAGGCCGAGGCUGGGAACAAUUUUUGCUGUUUCACGGACGAAAGGGACCAGUACGGUACGGAACGGACGGAAAGAGCCACAUUAAAAUGGCUUUGAAUGGCUUUGGUCGGCGUGUCAGUGCGUCUGUCCUCUUAAUCGCCUUGUCGCUGCUCAGCGGACCGCUGAUCCUGCCGCCGGCAGCGGCGCAGCGUGACGAGAACUAUCCGCCGCCGGGCAUCCUGAAAAUGGCCAAGCCCUUCCACGACGCGUGUGUGGAGAAGACGGGCGUCUCCGAGGCUGCCAUUAAGGAGUUCAGUGAUGGGGAGAUUCACGAGGAUGAGAAGCUGAAGUGUUACAUGAACUGCUUUUUCCACGAGAUCGAAGUGGUGGACGACAAGGGGGAUGUGCAUCUGGAGAAGCUCUUCGCCACGGUUCCGCUUUCAAUGCGCGACAAACUAAUGAACAUGUCCAAGGACUGCGUUCAUCCCGAGGGCGAUACGCUGUGCCACAAGGCCUGGUGGUUCCAUCAGUGCUGGAAGAAGGCCGAUCCCAAGCACUACUUCUUGCCUUGAACACCUGGACGACCCUGUGCUCCGAUUCACAGUCACCCGUUGCCGACCCCGCGCUAUUUAUAUUGUAGUUUAGUUCUCUGAGUUUUUCAAUAGCUGUCGAGUAAUAAACGUAGGCGAGUUGUGCAUGCAA